AUGCCCGGAGCCAUUUCCCACCCCCCUCCCGAGACCUGCCAAGCUCGUCACCCCAGUGAGCCGCCGCCCACCCCCCCGGAGGUUUCCUGUGCUGGCCGAGAGGAACCCGAGCGUGGCCCCCGUGGGCGUCUGGGUGGAGAGCGGGCCCGGGCAGCAGAGCCCGGCCUUUGUGUCAGCGCUGCGUGUGGAGGAGGAGCUGAAGGAGCAGCAGCGGAGGAAGGCAGCCAGCCUGAGGAGAUUCCAGGGCGAGGUCAGGCAGAGGGUGAACCGGCAGGUCAGGCUGCGCCGCAGGCAGGAGCUGCAGAGGGCCUACGAAGCAGCGGAGAGGGAGAGCUGUGUUACCGUGCAGUACUCGACCCCCUGGAAGAACACCUGCCUGUUCCAGAGUCUCCCUGCUCCUGUCAUCUGUGGGCCCAGGGCUGGCUCUGGUCCAGCCCAGCCAGAAGAGGAGCAUGGGGAGCCAUUCCAGCAGCAAGCUGCCGAGUGAUGUUUAUAGUGCGUUUGGUGGUUUAGAAAGCCUGUGUGCUCACCUAGGAGCUGGAGUUAUUCCACUCGAAGCACCAUGGGAUGCAUUCCAGUUGAAGUACCUUGGGGUGGAAAAUCACUUCUGGCUGGAUACCAAGCAAGAAAAUUUGGGAUGUGGCAUCUCAGCAGCAUGUUUUGGGAGCAGAUGAGUUGCCUGGAUCAGGAUUUCAGUACCUUGGGCGGUUCAGAAAACCCCUUGGCUGAUUGUGUGUUGGGUCGUGCUGCCUGGCUGGAGCAGAGUGACUGGGAGAUGUCUCUGUGCAGCUGAAGCU
This is a messenger RNA of Ficedula albicollis (Collared flycatcher), 797 nucleotides long. RefSeq names its product N-myc proto-oncogene protein-like. Lineage: Eukaryota; Metazoa; Chordata; Aves; Passeriformes; Muscicapidae. The coding region runs from base 1 to 513 and encodes 170 amino acids. The record is from RefSeq and is a predicted model, not a curated record. The transcript has 5 exons.